AUGCCCAUCAUGAAGGGUGGCGGCGGAUUCAGCAUCGGAGGAGCCAUGGGCACUCCAAACGCCCCACCGCCCAUCACUCCGCCGACGGCCAUGAUCGGCUGCCCGUUGUGGCCCCUGGGCGGCGAGCAAUCGCUGCACAUGCCGGCGUUCUGCGCAAGAGCUGCCGUGGGGAGCAACAGAAGAAUGAGUGUACACAUUUCGAGUGUAGCAACUGUUGAUGGCAUGAAGCAGGGUUUGGUCCGGAUAUGCGAUAGUCGAAAAGAGUUCCGCAAAAGAGCAUUCAACAGGGCGUAA
Colletotrichum chrysophilum is the source of this 294-nucleotide messenger RNA. RefSeq lists its product as uncharacterized. The record is from RefSeq and is a predicted model, not a curated record. NCBI's taxonomy places the organism in Eukaryota, Fungi, Ascomycota, Sordariomycetes, Glomerellales, Glomerellaceae. The coding region runs from base 1 to 294 and encodes 97 amino acids. The transcript has 3 exons.